Messenger RNA from Girardinichthys multiradiatus, 1986 nucleotides. RefSeq names its product myc associated factor X (gene max). Gene Ontology annotation, molecular function: DNA-binding transcription factor activity; protein dimerization activity. Bases 130 to 627 code for a protein of 165 amino acids. The transcript has 5 exons. Lineage: Eukaryota; Metazoa; Chordata; Actinopteri; Cyprinodontiformes; Goodeidae. Gene Ontology annotation, cellular component: RNA polymerase II transcription regulator complex. Gene Ontology annotation, biological process: positive regulation of transcription by RNA polymerase II. The record is from RefSeq and is a predicted model, not a curated record.
GUAGUCACGUGGAGACGGUUCUGUCCAAACAGAAGGUGAGGUGCUGCUAGCUGCGCCGCUCGGGGCUCAACUGAUCCAUGCUGUUUUUGUAGCCACCCGUCCCUUUAAACCAGACUAUUUCAGCGGAGAAUGAGUGAUAACGAUGACAUCGAAGUCGAUAGUGACGAAGAAUCACCGAGAUAUCACUCUGUGGCAGACAAACGGGCACACCACAAUGCACUGGAGCGCAAACGUAGGGACCACAUCAAAGACAGCUUUCACAGCCUGCGGGACUCUGUACCCGCCCUGCAGGGAGAAAAGCAGUCUACCAAACAGGCGUCUCGAGCUCAAAUCCUAGACAAAGCCACAGAAUACAUCCAGUACAUGAGGCGAAAAAACCACACGCACCAGCAGGACAUUGACGACCUGAAGAGGCAGAACGCUCUGCUGGAGCAGCAAGUCCGUGCUCUGGAGAAAGUAAAAGGCUCCACGCAGCUCCAGACUAACUACUCGUCACCUGACAGCAGCCUUUACACCAACCCCAAAGGCAGCGCCGUGUCGGCGUUCGACGGCGGCUCUGACUCCAGCUCCGAGUCGGAGGCGGAGGAGCCACCCACCAGGAAGAAGCUGCGAGCGGAGGCCAGCUAGAGUCAAUAAGCUGAAAACUGGCUAAGGAUGGGGCGGCGAGGCACAAGGACGGGUGAGAGGAAGUAAGCCUUCAUAGCUCUCGAUAAGCCCCUCACCCUCCUUUGUGCAUCAGCUCAUCCCCCCUCCAGCGCCCCUCGUCGUUUUCUCUCCUCUGUCUCUUGUUGGGCUUGCGGUGGAGACUCGUGUCCCCUGAAAUCUUCCACCACAGCAACUGUUUGUCCUUCCAGCAGAGACGAGGGAGCAAGCAGGGCAGAGGACGACUGCUACAGUCCAUCUCGAGAGCUUCAGGUUUCCCCAGCUUUCCCUAUCCUGUCGUCUUAGUUUUUUCUCCUCCAUUGUCCGUACCCAUCCCGACCUCUUUCUUAGCAACAACAAUCCAAAACAAAAAAAAAAAGGCAGCUUGGCAACUUAAGGACUCGAUGCUUUUUGUACCCUACAGUAAGCUCCCCAUCUCUUCUCCUGAAGAUGAUUUAUGGGGCAAGAGAGGGGAACCAGGUGUACUCCUCCAAGUACCGCUUUAUUGUAUUUUGUUUAUUUUUAUGCUUGAUGAAUGAAAAAUAAACUGUUUAAGUUUUUACACACACCUAGAUAAAUUGUCCUUGAAUAAAAAAAUUCCCUUUUUAAAAAUGUAAAAACAUUUCUAGCUUACUUUGUUUUUUUCCACUCAAGAAUGUGAAGAUGCUUUGAGCAAAUGUUAGCCAUCUCCCACCUCAGGCCCACUGAAUUGCAGAUGUUUUCUUUCUCACAUUUAACACAAAGUUAUAUAUAUAUAUAUUAAAAAAUAAGUCCUUUUGUUGAAAUUGAUGUUUUGAAGGAGAAUAUUCCUGAACUUUGUAUUGUAUUUUGUCCUUAUAGCUUGAAGUAGUGAAUGACUUUAGGUGGCUGGAUACGUUAGGUAUCUCAUUUAUAUAUUAUUCAGAGCAUUAAUUGGAUGUUUUCAAAACUAUGUUAUGCAUUUCUUUCGUGGUAACCACACAAGUCAUGGAGGAAAGAUCCAAUUCGUCGCACGUAGAGUUGUUAAAGGGUUUGAACUAGGUAUUGAAUGUCCAAGAUAGCUCCAGACGUUUGCAGUAAACUGAGGCCAGAUGAGUCCCUGUCGACGUGUUGUGCUUUAAAAAGUUAAAAUCAAUGUUGCUUAACCCCUCCCCCCACCUCCCCGAGGAAAAACAUCUCUAGGAGACGUGUGUAUGUAUGUAUAUUGUUUCCAAUUUAUUUCCCCUUAGGAGGAUAUAAUUAGUGUGGUAGGUCUUUGUCUGAUUCCAUUCCAUGGAAAUUACAAGUAUGUUGUACAUACUGCCAACAAUUGUCUUGCAAGUUGAGGCCUACCUUUACUAUGAAAUAAACUAUUUUAUCCUUUAA